Arachis ipaensis is the source of this 3375-nucleotide messenger RNA. Its product is annotated as Tetratricopeptide repeat (TPR)-like superfamily protein. Gene Ontology annotation, molecular function: mRNA binding; protein binding. The record is from RefSeq and is a predicted model, not a curated record. Lineage: Eukaryota; Viridiplantae; Streptophyta; Magnoliopsida; Fabales; Fabaceae.
AAAAGAGAAACUGAACGGCAAAAGCCAAGCCCCUUCUCGGCUUCUCCUCACACACGUUCCUUUUCCGGUUUUCCCUCAACGCUCAAACAAUGUUCUAAAAACUAAAAAGUAAAAACUAAACCAAAUUGGUUAAGUGAUCGAUUUUGGUUAAGAUGUAAAACAGCCUUACAAAAAUUGAUUAGAUAAUCGGACAAACCAGCGGUUAAUCGGUAAAUCACCGGAACCGGCCGGGUUUUUUCACGGUCUUUGGUUCAGACGUUCAGUGCAUCCGUGAAAAACGACGGCGUUUUGCAAUCACAAGGAAGAAGAACGAAGAAAUAUCCCACCCACUUUCUCUCCCACUCUGAAACUUAACCCUAAGCCCAGCCAGCCACCAUCACCGUCCCUCAUCGCUGAACUCUUCUCCUCCGGUACAGGGUGCUGUCGCCGCCGGCGGGGACAAAGCGUGGGUGCCGUCGCACUCUUCUCAUCGCAUCGCCGAACUCUUCUUAGUUCUCAUCGCUCCUCUUCUCGUCAUCGAGCUCUCUCUCUCUGUCCGAGGCCAGCAUCCCUCUUCGAGCUGUCUGUUGCUCUCAGUCCGAGUUCACUUCCCCUCCUCCGUUGCCGUCACUUCCCAUUCCUCCGUCGCCGUCACUUGCCUUCCUCCUUCGCCACCAACGGCUGCAGUGACGAAGCUGUGACUGACGACAUAGCAGCGACCGUGAUACUGGGAGAGGAGAAUAGAGGCUGCCACGGCAAGAGCAGAUCGGCAGCAAAAGCAGAGGACCUCUGGCGAGACUGGCUGGGGUGGGUGCGGCCCAAGGAAACAGAGGGUUUUGUUCCUCAGUCUCUUUUUGUUACUGUGGCUGUUUUGAGUUCACUUGAAAAUCACCCCUAUGCACUCAAUAUAUCGUUCUACUGCCAGCGAUUCCGCUAGCCUAUGUUGUAAGGUUCUGGUAUCUAGAAGUUUCUCUUCACAGUUAGUAUCUUCUCACUGUGUAGGAGCUAGAGAGUUUUGGCAUGAAGAACAAUGUCUAGGGCUUACUAAAUAUGCUGACAUUCUCAUUGCAAAAGCUAGCAAAGGGAACAGCGACCAAGAAAUUCUCCGGUCUCUGUUCAAUGAUCCAGCUUGUGAUGGUAUACAUCUCUCUCAGAACCUUAUUCAAAGGUUACUCCAUCGAUUUAAAGACGAUUGGAGGUCUGCAUUGGGGAUAUUCAAAUGGGCCGGUUUGCGAUCAGGCUUUAGACACUCGCCGGAAUCGUAUGAUAUGAUGAUAGACAUAUUAGGGAAAAUGAAGCAAAUGGAAAAGUUGAGAGAUUUCUUGGAAGAAAUGCAUGAGGUGGGUCUUGUUACUCUGAAUACUAUAGCUAAGGUGAUGAGGAGGUUUGUUGGUGCAGGACAGUGGGAAGAUGCAGUAAGGAUAUUUGAUAGCUUAGAAUCUCUUGGGUUGGAGAAGAACACCGAAUCCAUGAACUUGUUGCUUGAUACGCUAUGCAAAGAGGAAUUUGUUGAACAAGCUCGUGAAAUUUUCUUGGAGCUAAAGCAGCACAUUGCUCCAAAUGCUUAUACGUUUAACAUACUUAUACACGGCUGGUGCAAAGUCCGUCGUGUGGACGAGGCACAGUGGACAAUCCAAGAGAUGAAAGGACAUGGUUGUCACCCUUGUGUUAUAAGUUACUCAACCAUCAUCCAAUGCUAUUGCCAAGAACAGAAUUUUGACAGGGUCUACGAGCUGCUUGAUGAAAUGCAAGCACAUGGUUGCUCCCCAAAUGUGGUCACUUAUACUACCAUCAUGUCUGCAUUGGCGAAGGCAGAAAAAUUUGAGGAAGCUUUGCAAUUAGUUGAGAGAAUGAGGUCUGUUGGAUGCAAACCUGAUACCUUAUUCUAUAAUUCAUUCAUUUACACAUUAGGGAGAGCAGGCAAAGUAGAUGAUGCUACGUUUGUAUUCAAGGUGACGAUGCCUAAUGAUGGUGUUGUCCCAAAUACAUCCACCUAUAAUUCAAUGAUUUCUAUGUUCUGUCAUUAUGCACAAGAGAAUAGGGCUUUUGACACAUUGCGGGAGAUGCAAGAUGCGGGCCUCUGUAAGCCUGAUCUUCAAACUUACCACCCAAUGAUCAAAUUAUGCUUUAAAACGGGAAAAAUAGAUAGUUGGUUGAAGGAUAUAUUGAAUGACAUGGUCAACAAACAUCAUCUUGGUCUUGAUAUCUCUACCUAUACACUUCUAAUUCAUGGGCUCUGUAGAGCAGAUAGAUACAAGUGGGCAUACUCUUUAUUUGAGGACAUGAUUGAUCAAGAUGUAAUGCCUAGAUUGAAAACUUGUCGUUUGCUAUUGGAAGAAGUCAAACAGAAAAAUAUGUAUGAAGCCUCCGAGAAAAUUGAGGACCUUAUGAAGAAAAUGUUUUCAAAUAUGGUUUCUCCAAUGAUUGCUGAGGUUAGCGAAACAUAAUGUGGCAUUUGAAUCAAACGAGUAGGGUUUUGCAGAGAUUGAGAUACUAGUAUGGAAUAUUGAAAUGAGAAUACUGGAGCUUACUUGCCUGAAGCCUCUGUCCAUACUCUUGAUGUAUAUAUUGCUGCCAGUCACAGGCAUACAAGUACCAGAGACCACCCAAAUCCUAUCGGUUCAGUGCCGAGUGAUAAUAUCAAAUUUUAUCACUAUCAAGCAAAUGGAAAGUAAAACACAACUGAGCUACCUAUGUUGUGAAAAUAUCCUUGCUCGUUUUCUUUGCUUGGUUAAUGUCUUGCUACUUUUUAACGGCAAGCAACAACAAUACUUCGUAGAAGCUUACAUUGAUGCUAAAAGAAGGUAGUUUUGGUGUUAGAUCAUGACUGAGAAGGGAAAAGGCAAGUACUGCAAUUAUGGUUCGCUGAUCAGAAUGUGAGGUUCUAGAUCCAGAGUGGUAAUGGAAAUCUUAACUAGCAGUGUGAGAUUUGGCAUGUGAAUGAGUUGAAUAGGGUAAGUAGAUCAUUUGGGAAAUGCAGUUAAAGUAGCAGCUCAAGUGCAGGUCAAAGCUUUUCAUGUGCCUACUACUCCUUUCACAUCAAUGACUUGUUCUUGUUCAUUUAGGUUAUGCUCUCAUCUUUCCCAUUCAGUGAAAUUCCUUAAUUCCCUCUUGUGUUUUUUAAUCUUAAUAGUAUAGAGUAUGCAAACUGGUUUACAGUUUAUAUUUUGUUAUUUAACUUAAUGAACUUGUAGAUUCAGGAAGUUGCUGCUUAUCUGUUGUAAAUUGUUAGUACAAUUAUUUACCAGGUAUUUAAGAUUUUGCUGAAGGCCAAAUGAACCCUACAGUUGAUAAAUAUUUAUCAGCCAUUUCACAUAUUUGAUUUGUAUGGUGCCGUUGUAAAUUUUGUAUGCCAAUGCUGCCAAUUGUAAGAAGGCUUUUGGAGUUUUGGAGGUA